Messenger RNA from Cydia pomonella (codling moth), 1670 nucleotides. It is a transcript of the gene ATP6AP2, whose product is annotated as ATPase H(+)-transporting accessory protein 2. The transcript is spliced from 8 exons. The record is from RefSeq and is a predicted model, not a curated record. The coding region runs from base 48 to 1112 and encodes 354 amino acids. Lineage: Eukaryota; Metazoa; Arthropoda; Insecta; Lepidoptera; Tortricidae. Gene Ontology annotation, molecular function: signaling receptor activity. Gene Ontology annotation, biological process: positive regulation of Wnt signaling pathway. Gene Ontology annotation, cellular component: membrane; external side of plasma membrane.
UUAUUGAAUAGAGUAACACAUAAUUUGUAUGGCAAGACUUAAAUCAUAUGACAGUCUGUCUGCCCAUUGUACUUGUAGAGAUUUUUCAGUCGAUAAAAAUGGCUGUGAAAAUGGUAGUUUUCUGGUGUUCCCUUGUCCUCUUUAUAGUCGGCUCAAAUGCCGCUGGAGAAUUCGACGUGAUUCACAGCCCAAAAUCCCUAAGUUUUUUUGGAUCCAGUAAAAUACCUGAAAGUCUCUUGAAAGAAGUGUUUUCCGCAGCUUUGGGACUGUCGGUUGAAGAGGGUACUGAAUGGGAUGGCAUGACCAUCCUCGAUCCAUUCGCUUUACCUGAAGCUGUAGUAGAAGUGUACGUAGAUGGAGUCCCCAGCCUUGGUGAGACUAUUGGGCUUAAAUCUAAUGCCUUCCCGUUGACUGUGGAUGAAUAUGAGCCUGAUACUUUUGAAGCUGUUCAGCACAGGAUUCAGCAACGCUUCAGCAAUGGACGCAGUAGGCUCCUCAAGAUCAAGCUUGCUGAUGUGAAUCAGUUAUCAUCAGGGGUGUUUGCAGACAUCAAAGUACCCAAGGUUCUUAAGCUGCCCCUGAGUCAUUUAAAAUACUCAGUGGAAGAGGAUAGUGCAUUCCUAAACGAGCUUGCAGCAUUGAAGGCUAUCACUGAAAAGGUUAAUUCUGGUAUUGUCUCAGGGGACAACAUCGUCGAUUUUUACAACUUCCGCUUCCAAUCGCUCCACGCCUUGUCCGACUUCCACGGCCCCAACUCUUUACAAGUCAAGGAAGCCAAAAAGCUUUUAGGCUCGGCUAUCUCGGAGCUGAGCUCGGGGUUCGCCGCGGCGUACGACGGCGCGGCGCUGGUGGCGGCCGUGGCCACCGACGUGGCGCACACGCGCCGCACCGCGCGCGCCGCGCCGCCGCCGCCCGCGCAGCAGCAGCGCAGCUUGAGUUCUGAAGACAGCUACUCCGAAGACUACUCUGCCAUCUUCAACAUCAUCUUGUGGUUCGGGCUUGUGUUCGCGUUCGCCCUGGUGGCCAUCGUGUACGCCAUCAUGGACAUGGACCCCGGCAGGGACUCCAUCAUCUACCGCAUGACUAGCACCAGGAUGAAGAAGGAUAAUUAGAUCCUUGUUGUUACACAUGUGUAUCUUGUUGUUAGUUCGUGCAGUGUGAAUUUACCGUUAAUCUUUAACCGCCAAUAAGAAUUUUUAAGUCUGCUAAGGCUGGUAAUUUAAAACGCCAUCUCAUAUCUAAUGUCAGGGUGGUUAAAAGAUUAUUGUAUUUGCCGCGCACAUCCUGUUACUCAACUUCUAUAGGGUAUGCAGUUCUAUAUAUAGAAUGGGUUAAGUUCCUACCAACGCACUUAAUCCUUGUGGCUGAAAAUGUUCUUGUUUCUUAACAAAUAAUUGUUAUUUGUACAAAAUAAGUAUAACUUAGAGUUAUAGUAGAGUUAAAAAAAAAACUUAAAAGGAAUAUUAUUUAUUUGCGAAUAUGUAGUUAUAAAUAUAAAUUCUAAUCGUUUAUUUGCUAUAUUUAUUCGAUAUGAUAUGGUGUUUUUGUCGUAUUAUGUUUCGUUAAACCUGUCUUUAUUUUAUUUUUUCAAACAGUAUUAAAUUUACACAUGAUACUUGUUGCUGCGCUUGUCCUUGUUCGUAAAAUAAAUAUAUACAUUCCUCCUAAAA